Molecule: messenger RNA, 777 nt
Organism: Fonsecaea erecta
Lineage: Eukaryota; Fungi; Ascomycota; Eurotiomycetes; Chaetothyriales; Herpotrichiellaceae
Exons: 1
Coding region: 1-777 (258 amino acids)
Source: RefSeq, a predicted model, not a curated record
AUGUACGCUCAAUCAAUCGUCGCCGGGAUCCUCAGCAUUGCUGCCCUCAGCAGCGCCGCACCUCUCUCUGGUCGCAGUCAGUCUGGCAGCUACAAUUACAACAAUGGCACCUCAACUACCACAGCCCGCCCAAUGAGUACCGGCUCCUCCUACAGCGGUCCAUAUGACUACCCCAAUGGUACCUCAUAUAGCUCCCCACCCCAUCCCAUGUCUACUGGUUCUGGUUCCGGUUCGCCAUAUACUGCCCCAAGCAACAAUAACCAAGAUCAGCCCAUUGCCACCGUCUUUCCCGACUUCACUUCUCAGUACACCGUCUCCACUGGUGCCAUCGAUUUCCACACGAGCCGCGGCCUUGUCUCCCGCACUCAUAGUAACAACGGAAACGACAUCACCACGCUGGUCACGUUUGAACUUGACGCGAUCUACAAUGGCAACCAAUGUCAGCUGGUUUUCGAUCUGGGCAGCGAUCCGACGAGCUAUGUUAGCGGUGCUGGCAAAGCGCAGCUUUUCACAUCCCUCGCUCCCGCCACAGCGGAUAGCGAGAGUUGGCCCUCCGGCAAUUUGCGAAACCAAGCUCUCGGCACAAUCGACGUGAAUGCUUACGGGCGCGCCUCCUGGGAAGCCGGUUCCGGACCUGGCGCCACUGUCGAGGGCCGGUUCCCAUGCUCGUUGAUUGCGGGACAGAUCUACGGCGGAGAAAUUUCCGCCGUCGGGGAUGAGGAUACCAUCUCUUGGACUGCCGGACAGGGUGAUGGACCAAAGAUCCUCGUCUUUUAA